GACGCAUCAUGUCGGUUUUCUCUAGAGCUUCGUCCGUCGGAGCUGCCAGCUCCUUUGCUCCUCUUUCUAGAAUCAGUACGUUUCCGAGGACAACCCCAAGGCCGACGACCACAGCAACAAGCGUGGCUUCUCAAGACAUCAUCUGCGCAGUCAGUGAGUCUAGGGGUGUCUCUUCGACAGUUGGUCUUGCUUUUGUCAAUCUAUCGACUGCGGAGGCGGUUCUGUGUCAGAUCUGUGACAGCCAGACGUAUGUCAAAACCGUCACGAAGAUCGGAGUGUUCGAGCCGACGGAGAUCCUUUUCGCGAACUCUGCCAAAGAAUCUAAGCUGUUCUACAUCAUCCAGGAGAAUAUUCCGGACACUACUUUCACCUUCCUAGACCGCAAAUUCUGGUCUGAGAAGUCUGGUCAUGAAUAUGUGGACCGACUCGCGUUUGCUGAAGACGUUGAGCCCAUCAAGAUUAUCUUGGGAGGAAACUAUUUUGCUGCUUGUUGCUUUGCUGCGGUCCUAAAGUACGUUGGGUUAGAGCUUAACAGAACCUUCACCUGCCACUCGCUUCGCAUCAGAUUCGAGCCCUCACAAGGAUCCAUGUCCAUUGAUCUGUCAACCAUCGUCUCCCUAGAGUUGAUCCAGAAUAUCCACAAUGUGAAAUCUAAGGACAGUCUGUAUGGACUUCUCAAUGAGACCUUGACCCCUAUGGGAGCAAGACUUCUCAGAGCCAACAUCCUUCAGCCCUCGACCGAAGAGUCGAAACUGCAGGCCCGUUACGACGCUGUUGAGGACCUGUCUACAAAAGAAGACAUGUUUGUGUCGGUCAGACAAGCUCUCAAAGGUUUAAUUGAUGCAGACAAAGUUUUGACAUCUCUUAUUCUUGUUCCUAACAAACGAGCUUUUCAAUACGUCGAGCAGUCCGUCAAUAAUGUCAUCAUGAUCAAGACAUAUGUGUCUUCAAUCAACGAGCGUUAUCUAUGUGCCCCGGCAGGGCACCGGACUGUCCAGCAGAUGAUUGAAGAAACUCUCAACGAACAUGUCACAUAUCAGACGAGGCCACUCGAUCUUAGGAACCAGCGUAUUUACUGUGUUCGAACUGGAGUGAACAGUCUCCUUGACGUCGCGAGACAGACUUAUAAGGAAGCUAACACCGAUGCCGCUGAUCUGGUAGCAGAACUAGCCGAAACACAUAACGUUGCCCUAGACCUCAAGUUCGACAGAGCUCGCCAGUACUACAUUAGUCUCUCAGCUACAGAAAUCGAGUCCCUGCCCGAAGUUUUCAUCAACGUCUAUCGCAAAAAGAACCGUAUAGAGUGCCAAACGCUCGAUCUCGUCAAACUAAAUCAGAAGAUAACAGAUGCGCAUAACGAAGUCAUCAACAUGAGCGACGAAACCGUGCAGGAAUUGAUCCAAGACAUCUGCUCGGAGAUCUCGGGUCUCUUCAAAGUAAGCGAAGCUAUUGCCAUGCUCGACAUGCUGGCAGCAUUUGCCCAACUGGCUACAUCGCAUGAUUACAUCCGGCCUGAACUGACCGACACUCUGGCGAUCAAAUCUGGACGCCAUCCGAUCCGCGAGAAGAUACACACGAAGAAAUUUAUCCCCAAUGAUGCCUAUGCCACGCAACAAUCCAGAUUCCAGAUCAUAACCGGCUGCAACAUGAGCGGAAAAUCCACUUACAUUCGCUCCCUAGCGCUGAUGACGGUGAUGGCACAGAUCGGCUGUUUCAUCCCAGCAGAAUACGCAUCGUUCCCUAUCGUCCAUCAACUAUUUGCACGGGUCUCCACUUCCGAUGACCUCGAAGCCAGCGUAUCCACCUUCGCCGCCGAAAUGCGCGAAAUGGCAUUCAUCCUCCGAAACAUCGAACCACGCAGCAUGGUCAUCGUCGACGAACUAGGCCGAGGCACUAGCACUACUGACGGCCUCGCCAUCGCCAUUGCCAUCUCAGAAGCUCUUGUAGAAAGCCACGCCUUGGUCUGGUUCGUAACCCACUUCCGGGAUCUCGCCCUGAUCAUGGGCGAGCGCAACGGCGUCGUGAGUCUGCAUCUCGCUGCGGAAAUAUCCCCCGACGCUUCAAAGAUGACCAUGCUCUACAAGAUAGCGGAAGGUCCCGAUACAAACCAGUUCUACGGCCUCGCCCUAGCCAAGCUAGUCGAUUUCCCUCCAGGAGUCCUUGAAACGGCCCAACAAGUGUCGCAGAAACUCACCCAACUCGCGAAACGCCGCCACAGCAAAUCCAAAGCACUGGCCGUGACACGCAGACGGAACCUGAUUCUUUCCCUCAAAGAACAACUCCUCCUCGCCCGCAACGGAACCAUGGAAGGCGAGGCCCUCCGAAAAUGGCUAAAACGACUCCAAGACGACUUCGCCUUGAACAUGGCAGCUAUCGACGAGGACGUGGCUUGCAUCAGCGAUGGAGACAUAUCCGUUGCGGAAACAACGGAAGAGAAUAACAGCUCUAUUGGGACCCUUCACGAUGGUCUCGCUGAGAUUCAUGAGAGUUCCGAGCUGGGCGGAUCUUCGACUCGGUCUACAGAAGCCCAGAGUGAUACUGAUCUAGGUUAUCCGCUCGAUAAUUCCACACACAGAUCACGACCACUUGGUCCCUCCUCUGAAGUAUCCGAGGGGACCAAGAUAGGUGAGCGUUUCCAGACACGUUCAGCCAGUGAGUAUUCCACCGACGAGGAGUGCGAUACCGUUUCCUCUAUGGACUGA
Messenger RNA from Aspergillus ibericus CBS 121593, 2702 nucleotides. RefSeq names its product MutS family protein MSH4. Gene Ontology annotation, biological process: mismatch repair; reciprocal meiotic recombination. Bases 9 to 2702 code for a protein of 897 amino acids. Gene Ontology annotation, cellular component: nucleus. Lineage: Eukaryota; Fungi; Ascomycota; Eurotiomycetes; Eurotiales; Aspergillaceae. The record is from RefSeq and is a predicted model, not a curated record. Gene Ontology annotation, molecular function: ATP-dependent DNA damage sensor activity; mismatched DNA binding; ATP binding. The transcript has 8 exons.